Messenger RNA from Ricinus communis (castor bean), 1639 nucleotides. Its product is annotated as probable isoprenylcysteine alpha-carbonyl methylesterase ICMEL2. The record is from RefSeq and is a predicted model, not a curated record. Bases 147 to 1445 code for a protein of 432 amino acids. The transcript has 12 exons. Lineage: Eukaryota; Viridiplantae; Streptophyta; Magnoliopsida; Malpighiales; Euphorbiaceae.
UUUAUUUUAAUAAAGAUGAAAGAGUAUUAUUAGAUAUCCACUGCGACUGCUAUGUAGAAUGUCCCUCCGAUGAUAUCAACAGCUUAGAGCCACGGCUAAUCCAGUUUUAACUGAAAUAGUUUCUACGAUUCAAUCGCCGGCGGAAGAUGAAUCCAUCAUCACUGCCGGCGGCUCCUAUCUCACCGGAUCUCCACCGUUCUUUUCCUCCAUCAUCAUCAUCACCAUCAUCAAACGGUGAGAAUAUUAGUAACAGUAAAAUGAACAAUGGUGGUGGUAACACUAAACAACAACCGCGUCGCCGAGUCUCUGCAGCCGGUAGGCCGGCUAAGCCAGAGAGGCAGCAGUCUUUUAGCCGAGAUAUCGGACAUGCAGCCUGCGAAACUUACUUGCUUACUCGCCUAACCUUCACUCUUCUUCGAUACCUCGGGGUAGGCUACCGGUGGAUUACAAGACUAGCUGCCCUCGCAUUCUAUGCUUUUUUACUUAUGCCUGGCUUCCUGCAAGUCUCUGCAGUUGCAUACUAUUAUUUCUUUUCAAGCCAGGUGCGCCGUAGUAUCAUUUAUGGAGAUCAACCCAGAAACAGGUUGGAUCUAUAUUUACCAGAAAAUAUGGAUGGGCCCAAGCCGGUUGUUGCAUUUGUAACUGGUGGUGCCUGGAUUAUAGGGUACAAAGCAUGGGGUUCUCUUCUAGGAAAGCAGUUGGCAGAAAGAGACAUCAUAGUUGCAUGUAUUGAUUACCGAAAUUUUCCUCAGGGAACCAUCAGUGAUAUGGUGAUAGAUGCUUCUCAGGGGAUUUCAUUUAUAUUUAACAACAUCUCAGAAUACGGAGGUGAUCCCAACAGGAUUUAUCUAAUGGGUCAGUCAGCUGGUGCACAUAUUUCGGCCUGUGUUCUGGUGGAUCAGGCAAUCAGAGAAGCCAGGGGAGGAAAGAGCAUUUCCUGGAGUGUCUCCCAGAUCAAAGCUUAUUUUGGUUUAUCCGGAGGAUAUAAUUUAUUCAAAUUAGUGGAUCACUUCAAUAAUCGGGGCCUUUAUCGCUCCCUUUUCUUAAGCAUAAUGGAAGGUGAAGAAUCCCUGCAUUUAUUUUCUCCUGAAGUUAGAAUAGAGUCCCCAAGCUUUAGACAUGCUGUUUCACUGUUGCCUCCGAUUACUCUUUUUCAUGGAAAUGCAGAUUAUUCCAUACCAUCAGCUUCCAGUCAAACUUUUGUAGAUGCUCUUCAGAGAUUAGGAGCUAAGGCUGAAUUAAUUUUAUACAAGGGAAAAACUCAUACAGACUUGUUUCUGCAGGAUCCUUUAAGAGGUGGUAAAGAUGACCUGUUCGACCAUAUAGUUGCUAAAAUACAUGCAGGUGACAAGGAUGCUCUUGCUAAGGAUGCCAUUGCACCUCCAAGAAGACGUCUUGUUCCUGAAUUAUUAUUAAGGUUGGCUGGUCAUAUCAGUCCAUUUUAGGUCUUUGAACUGCAGUUGGUUCGACAUGAAAUGUACAAGUUUUAUACUUUUCUAAGCCAGCUCCUUUUGUAUAUACCUUUUGCUAUUCAAGGCUGCUGAGCACAUGCCAUUCUUUGAAGGAACUCUUCCUGUAUUACUUGGAAAAUUGUAGAAUUUACUCGGCUAGUAUAAUGAAUGCUAGUGAUUUAGUUUUA